ACUUCCUCUCCUAGGCCCUCCCCGCAUUCUCUCACUUUCUCAUCCCGCCUUUUUUCCUCUUCCAACGCCACCGCCAAGUCAUCAAUCUCUGAUUCUGCUCGAUUCGCUCGCACGGUUCUGUUUAUUCCUCCUGGAGUCGACGCCGAUGAUAUCUCCGAUGAAAUGCUCCUUCCAGGUUCCAACAUUGUGCUCGGCCCUUAUGCCGGCGACUCCCGUGUCAAGGAGGUUGAGUUCGUCAAAAGCAGCGCUCGAGCUAGGGAUUGCCCUAAAGACAGCAAACCUGAAUUUGCGAUUCUGGGUCGUUCUAAUGUCGGUAAAUCUUCCCUUAUCAAUGCUCUUGUUCGCAAAAAGGAAGUUGCUCUUACUUCUAAGAAGCCAGGGAAGACGCAGCUGAUUAAUCACUUCUUGGUGAAUAAAAGCUGGUACAUUGUGGACUUACCAGGCUAUGGUUUUGCCAAAGUCUCAGAAACUGCUCGAAUGGAUUGGUCCUCAUUCACAAAAGGGUAUUUUAUGAACCGAGAUACUCUAGUAGCCGUGCUGCUUCUCAUUGAUGCAAGUGUUCCACCUCAAAAAAUAGACUUGGAUUGUGCCAAUUGGCUUGGCCGAAAUAACAUACCGAUGACAUUUGUGUUCACGAAAUGUGACAAAAUGAAGGUGAGCAAAGGAAAACGACCUGACGAGAACAUCAGGGAGUUCCAACAACUUAUCAGACAGAAUUACAAGGUACAUCCUUCUUGGAUCAUGACUGGUAGUGUCACAGGUUUAGGUCGGGAUGAAUUACUUCUAUACAUGUCCCAACUAAGGAAUUAUUGGGAUCAAUAAGUAGUGAUCUAGAGCCUUGUUUAGUUUUAAAAACUGGCUAUUCAUAUUGUAUAAUAUAUUGUAAUCAAAAGUUAGAAAUUCAUUUGCCCUUUUCUGUUUCUAAUUUUAUGUCAAUUUCAUUGGAAAGUUCCAGAGAGAUUAAAAUGUGAAAUUUUUUCUUUGGAAAAGAAAAAAGGAAGAACAAAAAUAGUGGAUUUGUCCAUUAUCAAA
This is a messenger RNA of Cucumis sativus (cucumber), 1032 nucleotides long. Its product is annotated as GTP-binding protein At2g22870. The record is from RefSeq and is a predicted model, not a curated record. Gene Ontology annotation, molecular function: GTP binding. Lineage: Eukaryota; Viridiplantae; Streptophyta; Magnoliopsida; Cucurbitales; Cucurbitaceae.